UAAAGGGCGUGUCUGUUACUAACGUCAAUCAUUGGAAUCAGUCUGAAAACUGUUGCUGUUGUCGCGGGUGGGUUGACAUACAUCGGUGCGUUUGAGGAUGUGAGUGAUUUUACCGCGUCCUGAUCGCCGGAGCGCGUGUGUGCUGACAGACAUCAUCAUGCUCAAAGUCUCUCGGUGAUCCGGUCCUUCCCAUGAUUCCACACCAGGCCGCCCCAUGCCAGCCCGUAACCACGGCGACCACUCGCCCCCGUGAGCCCCUCCUCUGUCGCCCGGCGGCCGUUUGAGUGGAUGAGGAACCCGGCCUCCAGUGAUGUGAUGCACAGGUUUGAGGUUCUUGGGAUUGUGGGGGAAGGAGCUUACGGCGUCGUCCUGAAGUGCAGACACAAGGAGACGAAUGAAAUCGUGGCCAUUAAGAAGUUCAAGGACAGUGAAGAAAAUGAGGAGGUGAAGGAAACCACCAUGCGGGAGCUGAAGAUGCUCCGGACGCUGAAGCAGGAGAACAUCGUGGAACUGAAGGAGGCGUUUCGGCGGCGGGGGAAGCUCUACCUGGUGUUUGAGUAUGUGGAGAAGAACAUGCUGGAGCUGCUGGAGGACAUGCCUAACGGUGCUCCGCCUGACAAGGUCCGCACGUACAUCUACCAGCUGAUCAAAGCCAUUCACUGGUGCCAUAAGAACGACAUCGUCCACAGAGAUAUCAAGCCAGAGAAUCUCCUCAUCAGCUCUGACGACGUGCUCAAGCUGUGUGACUUUGGUUUUGCGCGGGAUCUCUCUGAAGGCACCGAUGCGAACUACACUGAGUAUGUGGCGACCCGAUGGUACCGCUCACCAGAACUGCUGCUGGGGGCGCCGUACGGUAAGGCGGUGGACAUGUGGUCAGUGGGGUGUAUUCUGGGCGAGCUGAGCGACGGUCAGCCUUUGUUUCCGGGUGAGAGUGAGAUUGACCAGCUCUUCACCAUUCAGAAGGUCCUGGGACCCCUGCCGCCCGAACAGAUGAAGCUCUUCUACAGCAACCCACGUUUUCACGGGCUACGGUUUCCCUCAGUGAGCCAUCCACAGACGCUGGAGAGACGAUAUCUUGGAAUCAUCAGUCCGGUCCUGCUUGACCUAAUGAAGAACCUGUUGUUGUUGAACCCGAAUGAGCGCUAUCUGACUGAACAGAGUCUGAACCACCACGCCUUCCAGACUCAGCGCCUGACGGAGCGGCCCGGCCCGCUCACGCCCACACCCAUCCGCUCCUCCAAGAGGAAACCGCUGCUGGACAACAGCGCCCCCAGCAGGGGUCAUAUUGUCAAGAGUUCAAGUCACCAUCGCUCAAACAGUCGCGACUGCUCCAGUCUGCCCCGUCAUGGGCACGAAGACCUUCACCCGCCCAGCUCUGAAACGUUCCUGAACGGGUCAGUACCGUCCACCAACAGCCUGAGCCCAGUUAUGCACCCCAAAUCCUUUCAGCCGCUCAACCGCUCGGCGUCGUGUGGUAAAGACCUGGCCAGCCUGCAGCACGCUAAAGAGGCUAAAUCGAAAAUGGGUGAUUUUGACUUCGGGAAACCGGCAGACGGCCCGGGGGCCAAGUACUUGAAAUCGAACACGCCUCGUUCCCAGAACCGCCAUUCCUUUGUGGAGGGCAAAAACAGCACGCUAACGGGGGACCGGGAGAAACAGAGCCGUCACGGUUACGGCGAGUCGACCGCGUCAUCAUCUUCGGGCGGAAAGGGGUCGUCCUCAUACCUGAGUUUGUCCAAGAGUCACGGAGUGCUUAGUGACGCUAAAUCCGUGAGCAACCUCAGCGACAUGCGACUGCACCCGGACGACCCCGCCGGCUCUCCCCGCUACUUCCCCAGCAGCUGCUUGGACCUUAACAUGAACCUGAACUUGCCGGCACCGGGCAGCCCAUCCAUGCAACACGGGGGACACAGUCCCGCUGUGGGGCGUCGCAGCAAACUGGAACGGGACGGAAGCACGGUGGAACCGUCCACCCGCCGCUCCUCGUCACGAAAGAGCCAGCAGCAGAGCGACGGAAACCCUGCUGAUCCGCUCGACCCCGGAGUGGGACUGUCUCUUUCGGCUCCCCAAGAUUUCCCCUAUGGCGUGGGCUACACCAGCCCGUUUUCCUCCCAGCAGCGGCCGCACAGACAUUCCAUGUACGUGCGGAGGGAACGUGGGCGUCCCCAUGGGGGCGAGACUGGCGGAUUGGCAGUGGAGCAGGGGAUGCCCACCAGGGCCAGCAGUCUACAGCUACUGACCCCUCAACUACAGCAUCGGACCCUGCCGAGACACAUGGGCAGUGCUGUGUCGCGGGAUGCAGGAUUAGACCAGACCGACCCCGCAGCCGCAGAGGUCAGUCACACGCGGCCUUUAAUCCGGGAGUCCACACGGGACAACACCACCACCUUUCACGCACCACGGCAAAAAAGCGAGGGAGGCGUGUAUCACGAGCAGCUCACAGAUGACAGCGGAUCUGCCAAAGAGAACCGCAUGAUGUACGCCGACUCUGUGCCGCGACGGGUCGGGAGCUUCUACAGGGUGCCGUCACCCAGACCCGAUAACUCGUUCCACGAGAGUUCAGGGGUCACGAUAGACAGCAGCCACAACAUACACCAACCGACCUAUGACCCCUGGACGGGGUCUGAGACGCUGGACGUGAGCCCUCCAGAACCCACCAAAGAGAAAGAGAAACAAGGUUUCUUCAGAUCCAUGAAGAAGAAGAAAAAGAAGUCACAAGCUACAGACACAGCUGAAGAGCGACUUCCAGUCAUGAGGAAAGCUCUGUUUCCUCUGUUUCACUCUCAGAGGAGCUUCACACGGAGCUCCUCUGAGAGAGAGCGUCCUCUAGUGGCCACACCGAUGGUGGCGAGCGAGGGGCCGGAUCAGGUGCUGAUACAGAAGUCGUCGCGCUCGUACGGACACCAGGGCAGCAGGCAUCGCACUCGGAGCCGGGACCGGGAGCGCAGCCGGGACAGAGAGCCGGAUCCGGAGCGAGAGGGAAAUGCGGACUGGCCCGCGGAGAGAACGCCUGACACUCACUCUCAGCCUCUGAGGUCUCUGCGGAAGCUCCUUCAUCUCACCACCUCCUCCUCCUCGUCCUCUAACCAAACCUCAGCAGAUCUCCACUACCCUCUGCCCCCGCAGUCCUCCUCCAAAGGCGGGAGUUUCGUGGAGCCUCGCGGCCUCAGCUCCAUGCAGUCCAAAAGCCGUCAGGCUGCGUACGCGGCCCCGGGGCCCCUGGAGUCCGGCUGGCACUCCACCGCUCUGGGCCGUCCCGAGGGAAACCCAUAUCCCGAGCAGCUGACCUCCAAACCGGGCUUCGCUCGCCACUUUCGUUCGCGUUUGCCAAACCUGAAUGACCUUAAAGAGACUGCGCUGUGAACGGCGCCCCCUAAUGGACCUUUUCUUCUUAUGUAUUAAGGAUAGGCCUAUAUGUCCCCAUCUUUAUUUUUGUUGGCUUUUUUUAGUUUUUAAUAUUUGAUAGCACUUCUUGUAUUAUUUAUGUAAUUACUGUAUUUUUUUGUUAUUGGAUAACUACAGUCUAAAAGAAGACUAUAUAGCUCUAUGUAAAUGGGAAUAUAUAUAUAAAUGUAUAGCACUGUACGUGCAGGCUUCAGUUUCUACUCUGGUUGUAGUAUAUUAUCUGAUUCUGCAUAGUAACUCUUAUAUUUGGCUAAAAUGUAUAGACGACAGUAUUGACAUUUAUUUUAUAGUUCUAGAAUAAGACUACACGGUAUAUAUAGAUAUUAUGACUUUGUCUUUGAGUAUUUUCUGUUUACAAUUCAGUGAAUAUCAAUAGAUAUUAAGAGUAACAGUAAUUAAUGGUAAGAAUGCGUAUGUUUGCGUGAUUCUACGUACGUGUGCUUCCCAGAUAGCGCACGUAUGUUGCUUCAAACUAGGGCUGUCACUAACGAUUAUUUUGGUAAUCGAGCAAUCGUUCGAUUAUUCUGAGUAAUCAAACCUCCUCCUUUAUGUAUUAUAACAAAUGCCUGCAGAGGGCGCCAGUCAGUGUUGCCAAGUCCGUGGUUUUCCCGUGGAAUUGGGCUACUUUAACACUGCUUGCCAUAAGUUUGUUUUUUAUGUCCAGUUGAAGCGACCCUAAAUAACAUGAUAUUUAGCCCCUGGUAUGCGAGUUUUACCAGAGGUACCCCGACAAAAACGCGGAUUUUACCCACCAGAACGCGAUUUUUACCUAGGGAUCCCCCUGAAAUGUGAGUGGGCUAGUUUUGAGUAGCAGUUGGGUGGGUUUUGCUGUGAAAACCUACAUGUAUUUCAAAUGCCCACUUAAUCUUUAAUAUUUGGCCAUUUCUUUACGACAGAAAUGCUACAACCACUGUAAUUUCUUGAACAAGAACAUGUGGAGUUAAACGAGGGCUUAAACUUUUAUUUUGAAAUCGCAAUGAGCCGUUAGCACAUUUAGAAACAUGCUGAUGUUUCUCCUGCGUUUAUACAUGACUUACCUUACAAAUCUGAUGAAAUGGCCGCACAGUGCGUUUCCAGAUGAACGUUUAAAGCAAUCCAAACUCACAGCAUAAUCAGAGAUGGAGUUUGAGAUGCUCAACUCAUGUAAAUGAUAAGAGUUUGUGUGGAGCUGCAUUUACUGUGAACGGAGACGCACAGAGGUAACCUACACGCAUGUAAAUUACAGCGCAUAUAUUUUAAACCUGCAGCACAUACAUUUAUUUAAUUGAAUCGCAGCCUUUGUAAAUUCACAAUAGCAUUAUGCUUUAUUAUGGUUUUAAACGGGUUUAAUAUCGUGCAGACUUUGAAAAUGGUAUAAUUCUCGUCUGUGGAAAGCGCCACUUGCGGUAUUUUGGCGGUUAGUCGACACGGGCAAAUUGAAAUCGAGGUAUAGCGACAGCCCUACUUUAAACGUCACAUUUGUGUAUAAAUUCAUUGUGAAUGUCAUUUUAACACACAACAGGUGAUGUGCUGCAGAUGAAGGGUAAAAAAACAAACAUUGUCCGGAUGAAAACGUCCUGGCAACGUACGUGCGCUAUCUGGGUUUCGUGUGGGUCUUUUGUUAGUCUAUACAAAUCAUAUACAAAGCCUUUUAAAUGACAAUUGAAGCAAAAACAUCAACAAAAUCUGACCAAAUCAUACAAAAUGGUGUGGCUCCACCUGCUGGCCAUUGAGAUCCACUGCAAAAAAAAUCUGAGCUUAAGAUGCCUUUUUAUUUUUAAAGCAAGUUAAUUUUUACUAAAUCUACCAGUCUUUGAUUCCCUCAGGUAUAGAGUUCUCUGAACACUGCAAAUACACUUUUACAUGCAAUAUCUGGAUAUCAGAUGUCGAAGCUCUUUAGAUUGUUUGAUGUUUCUGUUUAGGGAAAUACAGCCAGUGUGUGUUCACAAGGAGGAGAAAUAAUAAUAAUAAUAAUAAUAAUACUAAUAAUUAAUUAAUUUUAUGCAAUAUGUAAUUUCACAUUCGCCAGAUAAUCCUUCUAAAUAAAGAUCAAGGUACCUGGAGGCGUAUUUUGUCCUCUCAGCUGGUUUUUACACGCAUGUGCUUUAAUGAUUCAUAUGUCAGUCGGGUACAUGAGAUGUCAAACGCCAGGGUUUCCUGGAAAACUGCGUCGAUUACACAUCAACCAUAUGCAUCUCGUUUUAUUUUCAGAGAUCCCAGCUAACGGGGAACGUUCUCAGAACUUUUAUCUAACGUUCUGGCAAGGUUCUCUGAACAUUCUGAAAUGUUCCUGUGUUUGCAGAAUGAUAAAGUGGAAUGUUCCCUUAACAUUUGCAUAACCAAGAAAAAAGUUGGGCAUUUUAAACGUUCAGAGAACAUUUGUAAAAAUAAUGUUUUUAAAGCUUAAUGUGUAUGUUAGCAAAACUCGUUUAGAGCAUAUAUUUGUUAGCUGGGAUGUAGAGCUGCACGAUUCUGGAUAAACUGAAUCAUGAUUUUUUGUUUCAAAUGGAGAUCGCGAUUCUCCCAUGAUUCUGAACAGACAACUAAACAAAAUAACGUCAUUUACUACAGAUUCUGACAAAAUGUUAAUUGCUGCAGUCUAUUUAAUAAUGUUAAUAAUUGAUUUGAAUGAAUUAUUUUUAAGAAAUGGUUUGAGUGAAUGAUUUAAUGACUGAUUCAAAGACUUCACUCAUUUCAUUACUGGAUGAAUCAGCAUUUUUGAACAAAUCUCUUGAAUGAAUGAUUCAAUGACGAAUACAUUUUUUAACAGUCUCUUGUCGCCACCUACUGGUGUAACGAUGUAAUUGACACAAUCAUUAUUUGAAGCGUCAAGUCACUUUCAAAAGGUGAUUUACUCUAUUUUAAUCGCUACUGUAGACAUCAGUGUUUAUAUCUGAACUAUAAACAUUUAUCCCAGUACUUCUGUGAUCAUUUGAGUUAUUGUAACAAUGAUGAUACUGUGAAGCUGGUUCAUGACAAUGGCUCUCUCUGGCUCAGAACGCAGAUCUGAAUGUUUGCUAUGAUCGGACUUGUCAAAGGUUUAAUUGACAGAUCCGAAUCACUGUCAUUUAGGAAUAAGAUCCGUAGGUGUUUAAAACCAGAUUGUGAUCUUUUAACGAUUAAUCGUGCAGCUCUUCUGGAAUGUAGGGAAUUAUCCACCAAUUGUCUAGAUUAUCAAGAAUAUUAAUCAUAAAGCUGACUAAUAUUGGUCAAUGAGCCGCUAAUCCAUCUCUGCGGUCCUGAAGUUGAUUCAUCAGCCUCUUCUACUGCCACAUGUUUCAUAUCAUAGGAAUACCAUGAUGGAAGGUGUUUUACUCUAUAAUCAUGUGUUUCAUUGACUAUAGAGGAGUUAAGAUGCUAAUGAUCUCAUUUAAAUAACAAGAAGAUUGUCUGUUUUUUUUUAAAUCCAUGAAUAAAUAAAAGUCAAACUAAAUCAAA
Messenger RNA from Ctenopharyngodon idella (grass carp), 6822 nucleotides. RefSeq names its product cyclin-dependent kinase-like 5. Gene Ontology annotation, cellular component: nucleus; dendrite cytoplasm. Gene Ontology annotation, biological process: regulation of dendrite development; positive regulation of axon extension; protein phosphorylation. Bases 289 to 3363 code for a protein of 1024 amino acids. The transcript is spliced from 19 exons. NCBI's taxonomy places the organism in Eukaryota, Metazoa, Chordata, Actinopteri, Cypriniformes, Xenocyprididae. Gene Ontology annotation, molecular function: protein kinase activity; ATP binding. The record is from RefSeq and is a predicted model, not a curated record.